GGAUGGCUCACGGCAUCUUGGGGCUCAUGCGGCCCUUGCGGAGCCGAUUGAACGCCACCAAAAUUCGCCUCCUUCUUCUCUGUGGUGUGACUGAGCAGCACCACAGCCCGGCAAAGUGGUCAGAAAGAGGCUUCAGCUCCACACAGGGGCUCCAGGAUGGCCCUGGGGAAUCAAGCUCUGAGGAUCAGGUGACAGUGCAUUUUAUAAAUCGGGAUGGAGAGCGACUUACGACCACAGCCAAAGAGGGGCAGAGUUUGCUGGAAGUGGUAGUCAAUCACAACUUGGCCAUUGAUGGAUUUGGUGCCUGUGAAGGGACGUUAGCCUGCUCUACGUGUCACCUCAUCUUUGACAAGGACACCUUCCAAAAGCUUGAUGCCAUCUCAGAUGAAGAGUUAGACAUGCUGGACUUGGCAUAUGGACUCACGGACACAUCUCGCCUUGGCUGCCAGGUGUGCGUGAAGAAGUCGAUGGAUGGUCUGACUGUGAGGGUCCCCAUGGACGUGUCGGACAUGAGGAGGCAGCUGGAGGUUGGAAAGCAAAGCAAACAGUAACUGGAAACGACUGCUGCACAGCUUAAAGCCUCAUUUAGGCGU
Molecule: messenger RNA, 593 nt
Organism: Sturnus vulgaris (Common starling)
Lineage: Eukaryota; Metazoa; Chordata; Aves; Passeriformes; Sturnidae
Product: adrenodoxin, mitochondrial-like
Biological process (GO): P450-containing electron transport chain
Cellular component (GO): mitochondrion
Molecular function (GO): 2 iron, 2 sulfur cluster binding; electron transfer activity
Source: RefSeq, a predicted model, not a curated record